Messenger RNA from Galleria mellonella (greater wax moth), 3061 nucleotides. RefSeq lists its product as uncharacterized. The transcript is spliced from 2 exons. The coding region runs from base 909 to 2780 and encodes 623 amino acids. NCBI's taxonomy places the organism in Eukaryota, Metazoa, Arthropoda, Insecta, Lepidoptera, Pyralidae. The record is from RefSeq and is a predicted model, not a curated record. Gene Ontology annotation, molecular function: DNA binding; protein dimerization activity.
UUUGUGUUUAUUAUACCUUACCUACCUAGGUAUAAAAAGAGUACUUACGUAGAUUUUCUUUUAUUAACUGUUUUAUACGAAGAUCUUGAUCUCUCAAAUUAGCAUCCAUUUUACUUCCAGUGAUUAUCAACUAAAUUAAUAAUCCACAAAGUAUUAAAUAACGUUUUUAUGAAAUAUUUAGCACAAAAACAAUACCCUUUAAAUAUCGAUCGUCAGUAACUGUGGCUGACUUACCUAUAUUCUAGCAAGCAGGACUGCCAGAUGUGAAGGGGAAAUCCCCAAUAAAUUGUUGCAUGUGACUGAUGAUGUGAGCAUGUUCGUUUCAUAAUAAAAAUGUUGCCAGGUAACCAAAAAGUCGUAUGUUUUUGUGCGAAUUACGAUCAUAAUCUUUACGAUCGUACAUUAAAAAAUAGACAAAUAAUAGUAUGAGUACGAUUUAAAUCGUAUAUCUGUCAACCCUGCUAGCAAGACAGCGACAAAAUCACGUUGCAUAACAAUGUAGCCCAAGCUUAUAUCUUAUGAAAUAUACGGAAGAGAUACGGACUUAGAAAAAACAGAAAUGUUGUUCUUUGUGGAAGUCAUUGAUGAAAUUCUAUGUAUUUUAGCCCGCAAACUUUCUUCAAACAAAAACAGCGCCAUCUAGUAUCGAGUUCUGUAAUUAUCUCUUUGUUUAUGGAUUUGAAGUAAGACCGCCACGCAUGCAAUACAUUAUGACUGGGGAUUCCCCUAUUCGUCGACGCUGAAUAUGAGGCGACGACAAUCACUGUCAAACGUGUUCACUAUUACUCUGACUCUGGUAACGUGACUUCCUGGUAACGUGUUAGGUAGGAAAAGCAGUAAAAAAGUGCAUAUUAAGGGAGCAGAUUUGAAAUAAUAUUUAUACUUAACAAGAAAUAAUUAAAGGUUCAAUGGGGAGACCUAAAGAUUUACGCAUAUGGGAGCACUACCGUACUUUACCAAACAAGUCUGUUUCUUGCAAGCUUUGUAAUAAGGUCUACAAAUUCAGUAAUGCUGCCAAAAUGCUUCAACAUCUUAUCACUUGUCCAAAAUCUCCAGAAACAUUAAAAGACUCUAUGAAACUUAUAAAAGAUAGCUCGUCCAAAACCAAAAUGUCUGGACUGUCAGAGAUAGAGACAAAUGAUUCUUUUAUAAGCCCCUCGUCGUCUGCUAACACUACAAUAAAUGCUGAGUUUCAAGACACCGAUGAUCAUAUAAAAACAGAAUUAGCGAGAGCUAUAUUUGUAACAGGGACGCCAUUAUCGAUGGUGCAACAUCCUUUAUGGAUACAAUUUUUCGAAAAAUUGCAACCAAAAUUUAAAAUACCUUCACGUAAAGCUUUAGCGACAAAAUACUUAGAUAAAAUAUAUAGAGAAAUGCGUUUUGAGUUAAAUGAGGAACUAAAUGCUUGUAGUUACUUACACCUUCAGUGCGAUGGCUGGUCUAAUUUAAGAAAUGAAGGAAUAAUAAACUUUCUUAUAUCAAAACCUCAACCUGCAUACGUUAAAAGUUUGAAUACAGAAAGUAAUCCUCACACUAGUGAAUACCUUAGCCAAGAAGUUGAAAAAGUAAUGAAAGUGUAUGGAGCAAAUAAGUUUCUUGUACUUAUUGGCGAUAACGCUAGAAAUAUACAAAAGGCAUUCGAAUUAACAAAACUCAAAUAUCCACAUGUUGUUCCUCUCGGUUGCUGUGCACAUAUCCUUAACUUGUUGUGCCAAGAUAUUGUAAAGAUACAAGAAGUAACUGUGUUUAUUAUGCAAGCCAUAAAUAUAAUAAAAACUGUUAAAAGGAGUCAACGAUUAAGUUCCUUGUUGAUAAAAUCAAGGCAGGGUGAAGAUUCUACACAAACACUAAAAUUGCCUUGUGCUACAAGAUGGGGAAGUCAUGUUACUUCGUUAAAAAGUUUGAAAGCAAAUAAGAUAGCUUUGCAAAUAUUAACAGUUAGAGAAGAUGUGGUAAUUUCAAGAGAUAUUAAAGAUUUAAUUCUAAGUGAUGAUUUCUGGACGAAGACAGGGGAAUGUAUAAGUAUUUUGGAACCAGUCACUGAAAGCAUAUUUUACUUAGAGAGCGACCAGAAUCGUUUGCAUCGCACAUACAUUACAUUUAGAGAUGUACAAGCUAAGAUACGUUUUGCAUUAAAUGAGAUUUCGACAUUGAACGAAGAAAGCAAACAGCAGAUUCUAACAUCAGUAUCUUCAAGAUGCAAUAUGGCAAUGAGGCCAAUACAUUUUGCAGCAUAUAUUCUAGACCCCAGGACUCUAGGAGUCGAACUUACUCAAGAGGAAGAACUUAAGGGUAUGGAGUUUAUCUACAAUUUAAGCCAACACUUAAGUUUGUCAAAUGUAAUGGCAGAUUUGGCGUGUUAUAAAGCUAAAGAAAACUUUUGGGCCAGAGGAUUUGUAUGGAGCUCAUUAGAUAGCAUUGAGCCCCUAAUAUGGUGGAAAGGUAUUUGUGGUUCCACUGAGUUAAGCAAAGUAGCGAUUCGUAUUCUAUCAGCUCCCUGUACUUCGGCAGCCACUGAGCGUUCCUUUAGUAUCCAAGGCUACAUACAUAAUAACAAAAGAAAUCGACUUACAACUGAAAGAACUGAAAAAAUUUCAUUCAUUUGUUAUAACUGGAAUCUUAAACAUAAAGCUGAAUGCGAGGACAUUCAGUUUAAUGAAGAAAAUACCUUAGAAGCUUUCAUUGAGCAAGUAAAUGAACAUAACAGUUUAGACGAAAUAGAGCCUAUCGAACCUAUACAAUUCAUCGCUUGUAAUAACUCUGAAUCUGACAGUGAUUGACUGUAGUUUUACAUUUUACUUUCAUCUCUUUCUUAAUAAACUCAAAAUCAAAUUAAAAGUUUUUUAUUCUGUAGGCUGCAUAAUAAUAUUGUCUAUGUCCAGUAUAGUGGACGUCUUGCGGCUGAGAUGACGAUGAUGAAGUACAAAAUCAUAAACACCCAAAAAUUUGGGUGUUUAUGGGGUUUAAACCCAAUAAACCCAAAACACCCGGUUUUUACCCACCAGACUUUAAACCCACCCAGGUGGAUUGCCCAUCUCUAACAGUCGACCAGGGUUCAGGG